Molecule: messenger RNA, 1404 nt
Organism: Austrofundulus limnaeus
Lineage: Eukaryota; Metazoa; Chordata; Actinopteri; Cyprinodontiformes; Rivulidae
Gene: eps8l3a
Product: EPS8 signaling adaptor L3a
Biological process (GO): positive regulation of ruffle assembly; Rho protein signal transduction; regulation of Rho protein signal transduction
Cellular component (GO): vesicle; ruffle membrane; plasma membrane
Molecular function (GO): actin binding
Source: RefSeq, a predicted model, not a curated record
UUAUGGUUAAUUUUUCACAAAUGGAAGUAUCCCUAAAUGCUCACAGGCCAGAGAAGUUCUCAUUUAAAGCUYUGGAAACUUCAGGGCGAGGCGACUUCCCCCCGGUGUCUCUUAACCUUUGUGACGCCACACUAUAAAAACUCACACCCUCAUCUGAGACGACUUGCUCAAACCGUUUGGCUGCUGACAGCUGGACCUUGUCCUCCUCUUUCGUAAGGAAGUUUGGAUUCGUGUCGAGAAGUCGGAUUAAACCAUGAACUGGGAAAACUACAAAUAAAUAAACACGAGGACGUUACAGCUAUCCACUGCUGAAAAUAAGAGUUCAUGUCGUCCAUCAUCCUGCAGGUGUGUUCAGACAAGAUGUUCAGGAAUAACAGCCCUUUCAGCUACGAGACCACCAGCCUCACAGGAUCCAUCCAGUCCAAUGGGUUUUCCACAACGGAUGAGACCUCAUCACAAAUAUCCAACAUUUCAAAGCCCAGUGCAAAAUCUAUUUAUUUGCAGAGGUUGCAGUAUGCAGCCUCCAUGAACAAGAUGCUGGAGAAGUUUCAGUACAAAGUGGAGCACUUGUUCACUUGCAACCUGGAUGGGAAGGAGCUGAAGAACAUCAGUGACUGCGUGGAGCGUCUGACGCUGCUGAACCACAUGGGUCGUGUGUGGGGUCAGAACAUGCUGCUGGAGGUGCAGGGCGCCGAGCUCCRCCUCACUGACAUCGAAACAAAGGAGGAGCUGGAGUCCAUCUCUCUCAGUAACAUCCAAGAGCUGAAGGCGGUGCUGGACGUGGAAGUGUUUGACUCUCUGCUCGCCAUGUCCGUCCAGAACACAAGAUCCACCACCAUCUACAUGUUCCAGAGCGAUGAAGUCAGGGCUGAUUAUGUUCAGAAGAAUUUAACACGGCUGAUGCCAGAGAAGGAUGACCCACACUCCAACUAUGCAAAAAUCACGCGCAAACAGGAAAGAAGGAAAGCUGCACCAGCGAGGCCUCCUUCUGAAAACGGACACUAUGAUCCUUUCGAGCCAGAACUGGAUCUGCCUCCAUUUGAGGAGGAAGAAGAAGAACCAGCGCAUCCCAAGAGGAAGAGCCCGUCACCACAGCCCACAGCACUSCUGCUUCCUCCCCGCAAGUACACAGAGCAUGACAGGAACGUGGACCUUUUGAAUCACAUCGUUAACGACAUUGAGGUCUUCAUGGGGAAAAUAGCUGCCAUAGAAGCUAAAAGCGGGAAGAAAAAAAGAAAAAAGAAAAAAGGGAAAGGUGGGGAUGGGAUGCCUCCUGAUGAGGAAUUUGCAGAAUGUUUUCAUAAAAUCAAAAGUGGCUUCAACCUCCUGGGAGAGCUCAACGGAAAGAUCAACGAUCCAAGCGCUCCUGAUUUUGUCCACUCCUUGUUCGCGGUUUUAAAUUUU